Messenger RNA from Ascochyta rabiei, 618 nucleotides. RefSeq lists its product as uncharacterized. Bases 1 to 618 code for a protein of 205 amino acids. The record is from RefSeq and is a predicted model, not a curated record. Gene Ontology annotation, molecular function: ATP binding; protein serine/threonine kinase activity. NCBI's taxonomy places the organism in Eukaryota, Fungi, Ascomycota, Dothideomycetes, Pleosporales, Didymellaceae. The transcript has a single exon. Gene Ontology annotation, biological process: peptidyl-serine phosphorylation; peptidyl-threonine phosphorylation.
AUGAUCUUUCCUUGGGCAGAAGAUGGCGACCUAGAGAAUUUCUGGAAGACGAACUCUCUGCCGCCUUGCCAAAACCACGAGUUUGCAAUGUGGAUGUCGAAGCAAAUGCUUGGGCUUGCAAGCGCACUGCGCAUCAUUCACCAUCCCAACAACGUCAAAGGUCUCGAUGGCCAGGACAGCAAGACACACGGGAGACACGGAGACAUCAAGCCAACCAACAUACUCUGGUUUAGGAGUCCUGGCCCGGAGGGCUCGCUUGGUAUACUGAAAAUUUCUGACUUCGGAUUCGCCGAGUUUCAUGCCGAGCGCUCGAAGUCCCGAGGUAAUAUUCAGGGAUUGACAGACAUCUAUCGAGCGCCCGAGCUCGAGGUCGAGGGGCUUGUUUCUCCACGAUACGAUAUCUGGUCCUUCGGUUGUGUCUUGCUGGAAUUUGCUGUAUGGUGUCUGAUGGGCCAUGAUGGUAUCUCACGCUUCACUGAAGCACGAUUUCAAGACUCCACGGCAGAAAUUCAAGAGGAUAAUUUCUUCAACUUCGACAAGAGGAAUGAUAGAUUUGCUGAAACAAAGCCUUCUAUGGACGAGGUCAGUACUUUUCCCAAUUGCAGCAGACUCGACUGA